GUGGUGGGAUUGGCCAAGGGUUUGCGGAAGGUCAAGAGCGCGUACCCGUUAGUGGUGGCAGUCCUACCUGACGUGCCGGAGGAGCAUCGCCAGAUCUUGGGGUCUCAGGGUUGCAUUGUUCAUGAGAUUGAGCCCAUCUACCCUCCUGAGAACCAAAUUCAGUUUGCCAUGGCCUACUAUGUCAUCAACUACUCCAAGCUCCGUAUAUGGAAUUUCGAGGAGUACAGCAAGAUGCUGUACUUAGAUGCAGACAUCCAAGAUUUCCUGAACAUGUUCUUCCAGCACGUGUAUAAGCCUAUUCCUCUUGUCUACAACCUGGUUCUGGCCAUGCUAUGGCGGCACCCGGAGAACGUACAACUUGAAAAAGUUAAAGUGGUGCACUACUGUGCUGCUGGUUCCAAACCAUGGAGGUACACUGGGAAAGAGACUAACAUGGACAGAGAGGACAUCAAAUUGCUGGUUGCGAAAUGGUGGGAUAUAUACAACGAUGAGUCUCUGGAUUUCAAAUCUGCUGAAGCCCCUUCUCUGGAGGGAGAGGCCUUUUCCAAGCCCUCGAUCAUGGCUCCAUGCCCGAACCGGCAAUUUCAUACAUCCCAGCUCCUUCUGCUGCUUGAGAGUUGA
Messenger RNA from Thlaspi arvense, 621 nucleotides. The record is from the annotation of a GenBank genome assembly. NCBI's taxonomy places the organism in Eukaryota, Viridiplantae, Streptophyta, Magnoliopsida, Brassicales, Brassicaceae.